This is a messenger RNA of Camelus dromedarius (Arabian camel), 1439 nucleotides long. It is a transcript of the gene CLBA1, whose product is annotated as clathrin binding box of aftiphilin containing 1. Gene Ontology annotation, molecular function: clathrin binding. The record is from RefSeq and is a predicted model, not a curated record. Gene Ontology annotation, cellular component: trans-Golgi network membrane; AP-1 adaptor complex. Gene Ontology annotation, biological process: intracellular transport. The transcript is spliced from 6 exons. Bases 335 to 1399 code for a protein of 354 amino acids. Lineage: Eukaryota; Metazoa; Chordata; Mammalia; Artiodactyla; Camelidae.
UGGCUCGCGUCGUUGCCAGGCAACGUGCCGGCGCUGGCCGAGGGGACGCGGGGCAGCUGCUUGCACACGGGGGCCGAGGUGGCGACGCGGCCGAGGACACGCCCCUGUGCUGGACCGUCGCCCAGCGUGUGGAGGAGGAAGCUAGGCAGCGGCUCCCGUCACUUUCCCCUGGGUGAUCAGAUUGUGUACGUGAUUUGUGUCCGUUCCACAGCGACUUUGCUCCCACACCGGGCCGUCAGUACUCCUGAGGAAGCCGCCGGCAGCCGCUGAGCACUGGGGAGCAGGCGACCGCCGGGCCUGUCCAGCCCUGGGCAGCUCCGGCACAGCAGUGUCUAUGUCUCCUGAGCGUCUUCCCAGCGGGUCUGUGCGGACCUGGCGGCACCAACACACAAGGCCAACAGGAGCUGGGGGGGCAGCUGGCCAGAUGCCCCCUCUCUGUGCGUUUUUGAGUGAACUGGCAGAGGAAGCAGGGGAGGUUUCUAAAGACAGCGGUGCAAGCCCGGCACCUGGGAGGCAGAGCGGUGACGCUGGGCAGUGGGCGAAGACCUGCUCCCUCCUUCCCUCCUCGGGCGGGGCCGCCAGGGUCUCUGGGCGUGGCGAGGGCUUACCUACCCGCAGUGUCGGUGGCCCAGACCCAGGGGAACGCAGCGGUGCCUGGGGGGAGUUUGAAGGCUUCAGGGAGUCCUCGGCCAAGUCUGAACAAUUCUCUCGGUCCUUUGAGCUCCCAGAGAGGCCCGCAGAGACUCAGCUGCCUAGAACCACUUCUGCCCCAAAGGAGUAUGGUUCUCGCCAGCCUCACCAGGGUGGACCUUGGGCGACGGGAACCGCCACCAUCUCACCUUCUGAGCUCCUUCUCAGCUAUGAGAACAUUUUUAAGUUUGCUUUUCAAGAAGUGCCCAUCCAGCAGGUAACUGAAGCUGUUUCCACCUUAGACGGUUUCUUAGAAGCAAGCAAGGAAGAAGCACCUGGCCUUGAACCUGUGCAGACACUGUGUUCUGAAUCUAGAAAACUCUGGAGAGCUCUUCAGAACUCCAAGACCAUUUUGACUUCCCAAUGUCUCUGGAGUGAGUCCCGCUGCCAGGAAAACUUCCUCCUUGUUCUCGGAAUUGAUGCUGCUCAGAAGAGCCGUUCCACAGGCCAGGGCCACACGCAGGAGGACCCAAACCUCCAGGGGCGUGCAGAGUCCACGGCACGCAGCUGCCAUCUGCCGCACUGCGGAGCCCUGAUCCAGACCCAGCUCACAGGGACACCUGGCAGCAGACAGGGCAGCCUGAUCACAUACAGCCUCUUCCUGAAGACCCCCUUCCACGGAAACCGGCAGUUCACAAUUCCACGGAAAAAGAAGAUUUUCACUCCACGUAAUCUAAAAAUGACAUUGUUUAACAGUGAUGUUUGCUAAAGCGGAAGGACUUUGUAUCUUUAUGAGGAAUUUUCCAUUA